Cynara cardunculus var. scolymus (artichoke) is the source of this 1178-nucleotide messenger RNA. Its product is annotated as D-galacturonate reductase-like. Gene Ontology annotation, molecular function: aldose reductase (NADPH) activity. The transcript has 4 exons. The coding region runs from base 71 to 1039 and encodes 322 amino acids. Gene Ontology annotation, cellular component: cytosol. The record is from RefSeq and is a predicted model, not a curated record. Lineage: Eukaryota; Viridiplantae; Streptophyta; Magnoliopsida; Asterales; Asteraceae.
AUAUAGAUAGAUACACAAACACAUGAAGAAGUUGAAAGGAAAUUAAGAAAACAAAGGGUGGAAAUUAAAGAUGGUAAUCCGUAUUCCGGAGACGAUGAUAAGCUCUUCCGAUGGUCGACGACCAAUUCCUCUGAUCGGAAUGGGAACGGCAAGGUCUAGGGAAGGCGAGGAUGAGAUAAAGAAGGGGAUUAUUGAGGCCAUAAAGGUGGGUUAUCGUCACUUUGACACCGCUGAACUCUACCAAACGGAGAAAGCUCUUGGGGAAGCCAUCAACGAUGCUCUGCAACUUGGUCUCAUAAAGUCUCGAGAGGAGCUUUUCAUCACCACCAAGCUCUGGUGUAACGCCACCGAAGGCUACCUUGUUUUACCCGCCAUCAAACAGAGUCUCCGCAAUUUGGGAUUAGAGUAUGUGGAUCUGUAUCUAAUACACUGGCCAAUCACACUGAAGCAAGAGGAGUUCAAAAUCCCAAUUCCAAAGGAAUGCAUAAUUCCAAUCAAUCUCAAGGAUGUUUGGAAAGCAAUGGAGGAGUGUCAGAAUCUGGGUCUCACCAAAUCCAUUGGUGUCAGCAAUUUCUCUGUCACAAAAAUUCAAGAACUCCUUUCCUUUGCCAAAAUCCCUCCAGCAAUCAACCAGGUGGAGAUGAACCCAGUUUGGCAACAAAAAAAGCUGAAUGAAUUCUGCAAAAAGAAUGGUAUACUUGUUACGGGUUAUUCCCCUUUAGGUGCAUCAGGCAAUAAAUGGGGGCACAAUCGUGUUAUGGAAUGUGAUGUUCUUCAGCAGAUUGCCGACUCUAAAAGGAAGACAGUUGCUCAGAUUUCUCUACGAUGGAUAUACGAACAAGGUGUGAGUUUCGUAGUAAAGAGUUUCAACCCAGAGAGGAUGAGACAAAACCUUGAUAUAUUCGAUUGGUCGUUAACGGAGGGGGAGCUGAAUAAAAUCAGCCAAAUUCCCCAGCAGAAACAUGCUAAUUUCAGUAUGAUGUUAGCUGAGCCUAACGAUAUAAUCUCUGAGAUUGAUAGGGAGCUUGCACUUGAAUAAGUAUUUCUGUCACAAAUAAAAGAUGUUACAAAUUACAUUAAGACAUAAAUAAGAGAUCGUCAAUUUGUAUUUCUACUCUUUGAUAUAAACUAAUAUUUCGUCGCGAAAUAAUACAUGUAUUCUUCUAUCAUUUCUAAAA